UCUCCCUUCACCAAUCCUCCUACUUUUUAAAAAUACCAAACAGGACCCUGAUCUUUUACCUUUUCCUACAUGCAAUGGGUAGUCACGAAUCCGAUUCAAUAACAAUCGCCGGCGCACCACCAUCCUCGCCGCCCCACCACCACCACCACCACCACCGCGGCGGCGGCGGCAGAACGUCCACCUCAAAGCAACCCACGUUCCUCCACGGCGAGCUCGACGUAUGGAUCCACGAGGCCAAAUCCCUCCCCAACAUGGACCUCGCCUCCGAGCACCUCCGCCGCUGCUUCAACCUCCUCGGCUCCCCUUGCUCCAAAAACCACCGCCGCCGCCGCCGCGCCUCCUCCUCCUCCGCCCACCACUCCAUCAUCACCAGCGACCCUUACGUCUCCGUCUGCCUCGCCGGCGCCACCGUCGCACAAACCCGCGUCAUCCCCAACUGCGAGAACCCUCUUUGGGACGAGCACUUCCUCGUCCCCGUCGCCCACCCCGUCCUCAAAGUCGAGUUCCACGUGAAAGACAACGACGUCCUCGGCGCGCAGCUCAUCGGCGUCGUCGAGCUCCCCGUGGAGAAGAUCACGCCGGGGGAAAAAAUCGACGACUGGUUCCCCCUCGUGGGACACGCGGGGAACUGCUUGAAACCCUACCCGGAGCUCCGGGUCGCGAUCCGGUUCAAACCGGUCGGAUCGGGAACCGGACCGGGUUAUGGCGACGGCGGCGGGGUGGCCAACACGUAUUUCCCUCUGAGGAAGGGAGGGAUGGUGACGCUGUACCAGGACGCGCAUGUCCCCGACGGGAUGCUGCCGGAGAUUGUGUUGGACGGCGGGAAGGUGUACCGGCACGAGAAGUGCUGGGAGGACAUGUGUCACGCCAUGUUGGAGGCGCAUCACUUGAUAUACGUGGUGGGCUGGUCGAUAUAUCAUAAGGUGAAGCUGGUGAGGGAGCCGACGGCGGCGAGGGGGUUGCCCUCCGGCGGGGAGCUCACGUUGGGGGAGCUCCUGAAGUAUAAGUCGCAGGAAGGGGUUAGGGUUGUGAUGCUGAUUUGGGAUGACAAGACUUCUCAUGACAAGUUUUUCUUCAAAACGGACGGAGUUAUGCAGACGCAUGAUGAGGAGACUAAGAAGUUCUUUAAGCACUCGACUGUUCACUGCGUGCUUGCACCUCGUUACCCCAGCAAUAAGCUCAGGUACGUCUUUGGUGUAGUCCAGGUGGUCGGGACCCUGUUCACGCAUCAUCAGAAGUGUGUGAUACUGGACACACAAGCUUCUGGUAACAACAGGAAGAUCACUUCUUUCAUCGGCGGCUUGGACCUGUGUGAUGGAAGAUACGACACUCCUGACCACAGGUUGUUUCGCGAUCUCGACACGAUCUUCCUCAACGACUUCCACAAUCCUACUUUUCCAUCGAAUGCGAGGAGUCCAAGACAGCCGUGGCACGAUCUGCACUGCAAGAUCGAAGGUCCAGCUGCGCACGACAUACUAACGAAUUUCGAGCAGAGAUGGAGGAAAGCCCAGAAAUGGAGGGAUUUCAGGCUGAAAAAGGUCACUCAGGGGGAUGCAUUGUUGAAGCUGGAUCGUAUCUCUUGGAUUCUGAAUCCAUCCACUCAUGGGGAUAAGGAUGUCUACGUUUGUGACGAAUCCGAUCCUGAGCGUUGGCAUGUCCAGAUUUUCAGGUCUAUUGAUUCUGGAUCUGUCAGGGGAUUCCCGAAGGCAGUUGGAGAAGCAGCUGCUCAGAAUCUAGUGUGCGGGAAGAACUUGAAAGUGGAUAAAAGCAUUCAUACAGCAUACAUCAAAGCAAUCAGAUCUGCCCAGCACUUCAUCUACAUAGAGAACCAAUACUUUCUUGGAUCUUCAUUCUGCUGGCCCUCUUACAAAAAUGCAGGUGCUGAUAACCUAGUACCAAUGGAGAUAGCACUGAAGAUAGCAAGCAAGAUCAAUGCCAACGAGCGCUUCUCGGCUUAUGUGGUCAUACCCAUGUGGCCAGAGGGUUCUCCUACCAGUGCUGCAGUUCAAGAAAUCUUGUUUUGGCAGGGGCAAACAAUGCAGAUGAUGUACAAAAUAAUAGCAAAUGCACUUGAGAAAGCAGGGCUGCUGGAGGCUUACCAUCCACAGGACUACUUGAACUUCUUCUGCCUUGGCAAAAGGGAAGACAAGAAUCAAGACUGCGCCGGUUUCUUAAAUCCCCAAACCGAUUGGCAGGCAGCGUGUCAAAAGUACCGCAGAUUCAUGAUCUACGUCCAUGCCAAAGGGAUGAUUGUGGACGACGAGUACGUAGUCAUCGGAUCAGCAAACAUCAACCAGAGAUCUUUGGAUGGUUCAAGAGACACUGAGAUCGCAAUGGGAGCUUAUCAGCCAGCUCAUACUUGGGCUGCCAAACAGGGCCACCCACGUAGCCAGAUAUACGGAUACCGGAUGUCGCUGUGGGCGGAGCACAUGGAGGAGUUGGAGGAAGCACACAAGGAGCCACAGAGCAUGAGGUGCAUGAAAAACGUGAACAAGGUUGCUAAGGACAAUUGGAAGGCGUUUGUGGCCGAAGAGAGGCUCCCAAUGAAAGGACACUUGAUGCAGUACCCCAUUCAAGUAAGCAGAGACGGUAAAGUCUCUGCUUUGCCAGGCCACGAAUCUUUCCCAGACGUCGGCGGCAAGGUCCUUGGCUCGCCAACCACUCUUCCCGACACCCUCACUACCUAAGUAUACUACAUGAGUAUAGUUGUCAUCCUAAACCCUGCACUUAAGUACGUCUAAUCUCAUGCACAGAGGGAUUGUUGAAAUACCUUGUGAAAGGAAAAUUGGUUAAACAGAAAUGGAAUUGAAAAGAGGGAUCCAUUGGUUAGCAGUU
Messenger RNA from Linum tenue, 2835 nucleotides. The record is from the annotation of a GenBank genome assembly. NCBI's taxonomy places the organism in Eukaryota, Viridiplantae, Streptophyta, Magnoliopsida, Malpighiales, Linaceae.